CUUUCUAUUAGACUUUGAUUCAGAACAAUUUUUGUUUUGAUUUUAUGUAAUAUGGAGCUAGUUCCCCUGUUUAUAGUUAUCAUUCAGAUCCAGAUAUUUUCGUGUGCGUCUAACAUUGAAGACUAUCUUUUGCAGAAUUACAGUUCAGCAAUAAAACCUAGAUGGAAUCAAAACGAGACUGUCGAUGUCAGUAUAUAUAUGACCGUAAGUUCCGUUCAAGAGGUAGAUGAAAGAUUACAGCAAAUCUCCAUGUUUGCCUGGUUUAAUGUUCAGUGGGAUGACGAAUUUUUGAUCUGGAACGAGAAAGAAUAUUCCGGAAUUAAGAUGAUCACCGUGCCCUAUCAGAAGGUUUGGGUACCGGAUCUGUCUCUGUGGAACUCCGAAGAAAACAACCACGACCUUGGACCACAUCCGACUGUUACGGUAACAUCAGAUGGUCACGUGAUGUGGUUUCCAGGAGAGAAAAUUGUUACUACCUGUGAACUCAAAAUGACCAAAUUCCCCUUUGAUGAACAACAAUGUGAAUUUAUUGUUUCUCCUUGGCAAAUUACCGACCAGAUUCAAAAACUUAUUCCAAAGAAGCGGUCCAACAACGAUGCGAAAUUAAUAUCAGAGAAUGGAGAGUGGGAAAUAAUGACUUUCACUUACAGUUCAGAGUAUCUUACAGAAUUCGAUAUGACUACUAUACAUUACUCACUACGCCUUAAAAGACGGUAUCUGUAUUUUGUGCUCAAUAUGCUUGUACCCAUCAUGAUACUUUCUAUUUUAAACUCAGUAACAUUCGUCAUUCCUUUGGAAUCGGGGGAGAGAAUUCAGUAUUCUCUCACACUUUUCCUAGCUUUUACUGUGUUUUUAACUAUAUUUGAAAAGAUGAUGCCGCAGAAUUCCACCGCUGUUCCCUACAUUUCUGUGUAUGUUGGUUUCCAGUUACUUCUUUGUGUCAUCUCGACAGUGGUCUCCGUUGUAGCCACAUCAGGACUGAAGACGAAGAAUGAUACAUCUAAGGAAGCUAAAAGAUUUAACUCCAUUAUUCCCGAAAUGUUUGCAAAUCAACCCAAAACUCAAAAUGAAGAUAAGACGGCGGAAAUAAUCAUGGAGAUUGAUGGCGAGGUAGAAAACAACAACAAUAGCAGCAACAACAAGAACUGCAGCAAGAAUGAUAAGAUGUUUGUUAUGAACCACAUCCACCAGGAACGUAAAACGAACUUUGUCAUGAUUCUAUUUAACACGAUCUCACAAGUCCUUUCAGCUAUAAUACUGUUUAUUAUGUACUGGAAUUAAUGCAUUCUUACCAUCAGUUGAAGAUGAUUUGUUUCUUUUCGUAUUUGUUGUAAUAUAAAACCUUACUCAUUUUUAGAACAUGUAUCUGGUUUUAGGCAUAUCCAUUGAAUUGAAGAUUCAAAAAGAAUUCCUCACUCAUGUUGAGACGCCAGCAACUGGAAAUAAACUGUCACAUAGCCAGGUGUUAAAUCCUGUCCAUACACGGUCCUCCGUUGUUGAUGUUCUCAGCCAAAAUACCUGCAGUUCUAAUUUCCAUUUGGUAUUUUACGAUUUAGUCUGACGCUGCUGAUGCUUGAACAGAUAUGAAGCAAGCACUCUAGACACUGAACUCUUUAUACUAUUUUUACUCGUUAUCGGGUAGUUUCAGGUUGUUUCCAAUUAACAUUGUUUGAUAAUUUCCUUGAUUCAAUUUUAAUUCAAAGACACUUUAACAAUUCUAUAUUUUUUAAAUCUAAAGUUAAUAGUAUACUCUAAUCACGAUUUUUAAAAAACAAUAUUUCUAAUUAAAAAGUAUUAAAAUUGUGUAUUAUUUCCUCUGUUUAAAUUUAUCAAAUAUAUUCAAAAUAAUGCAAAUACAUGAAGUGUUGUUUGUAAUAUACAUGUCAUAAACUAGUUGUUGCAGGGGUUAUAGGAGUUAUGCGAUUGAUCAAUGUUUAUUAUCUUCGCCUUUCAUGUGAUGGUAUCGUUAGUGUAAUUUCAAUGUUUAUAAAUUUUAACAAUUUUCCCAGCACACUAUGUGCAAAUGCACGUUUUGAAUUUUCUCUAUAUUAUGAGCAUGCAAUACUGAGUUAAAAACGUACCUUGAUUUACAGUGAUAUAAAUUUGUCAAAUAUUUCAAUAUAGAUUAAAAUUAGUUAAUGGCAAACUAACCAUUUAGCUUGAUGACAAACGGGUUGCUUGUAUCUUUUCCGUCGUUUUAUUAAACAAUCUCCCACUAUCAGCUGCAUAUGGUGUUAAAAUAUCUCUCAACUGAUUUGGUACAUGAUAGCACAUUCUGUGUAUAAUAAUAUAUACAGGGAGUUUAACAAUCUCGUUUCAGGAUCAGAAUGUAUCAGGUUUCAUGAACAUCAUAAUGACCUGCUUUGCAAAUACAGGAUGUCAUUGAGGAAAAUGCUGUCUGACCUGUUUCAUACCUAUUGU
Molecule: messenger RNA, 2421 nt
Organism: Ostrea edulis (European flat oyster)
Lineage: Eukaryota; Metazoa; Mollusca; Bivalvia; Ostreida; Ostreidae
Product: acetylcholine receptor subunit alpha-like
Exons: 2
Coding region: 52-1281 (409 amino acids)
Biological process (GO): monoatomic ion transmembrane transport; signal transduction; nervous system process
Cellular component (GO): neuron projection; synapse; membrane
Molecular function (GO): transmembrane signaling receptor activity; neurotransmitter receptor activity; extracellular ligand-gated monoatomic ion channel activity
Source: RefSeq, a predicted model, not a curated record